AUGGACAAGCAGCAGGACAACGGCGAAUCCGAAGCUGGGCAGGCCUGCCUCGGCGAAAAAGCCGGCACUGACAGUGCGUCGGUUGGCGGAGGGGACGUCGUAGAUUCCAGAAGCCAUCCGCCAGGCGAGACUGGACCAGCAGCUGAUGCCUCGUCUGCACCCCCUUCGGUCGCAGACGCGAACAGCAGCAUUGCUGCCGCUGGGCUUGGAAAUUGGAAGUCUAUAAAACAGGCAGGUACAGACAGCUACAUGGCAGAUGAUUUCGAAAAGGCCAUUGUUUUGUAUAGUGCAGCCAUCAAAGCGUUGGAGGACGAAGUUGGCGACGAGCCCGAGGCACCCGAUGAUAGGAAACAGCUGUCAAUCCUCUACACCAACUGCGCCAUGGCGAGACUGCAGAUCGUGAAACGAGAACGGAAAGCUGGAACGCCAGGGCAAGAGAAGGCGGAUGUUAUACGAAAGUUGGGCAUGCGCGCAAAUGUGGAGGCUUCCAAUGCUGUUGAGCUCGAUGAUAGCAACGCGAAAGCGUGGUUGCGGAAGGGGCAAGCCCUUAUGGUCAUGACUUCGUUGCAACAGCGAUCCAAGCAGGCGAUGAUGGCACUAGAGCGCGCCAGGGACUCUCCGAACUUGCCGAAGUCAAUGAAACCCGAAGUUGCACAGUGUCUGAAAAUGGCAACACAAGCUUUCAACGACCAGACCGACAUGCCAGCAGGUUGUCCUCAGAUGUGA
Messenger RNA from Prorocentrum cordatum, 726 nucleotides. Lineage: Eukaryota; Dinophyceae; Prorocentrales; Prorocentraceae. The record is from the annotation of a GenBank genome assembly.